AUGGCAAAUUCAACAGCAGCCAUUAAAAGUAUUUUGCCUGAACUUCCCAAUGAAAAAAUAGAUAUGUUGGCAGCCACCAGUAUUUUGCAGCAGCAAGCCUCAGAAAUUAGAGCACAAAGAGUAAUAUGGCAGUCUUAUUCUCAAUCUCAAAUGAUUUCCCAAGAAGAUUACAAUUUUAUUGUCGCAUUUGACAAUGCUGAUGGUCCCGGUAGAAAGAAAAUAUUGGAAGAAAACAGGAGUCAGUGUGCUAAGACAUUUUUGAAUCUUUUAGGCCACAUUUCAAAAGAUCAAACGAUUCAGUAUAUUUUGAUCAUGAUAGAUGAUAUGCUUCAAGAAGACAGAAGUAGAGUUGAAAUAUUUUCCGAGUAUUCAGCAAAAAAAAAAGAAGGGUUUCUCGGACCCUUUUUAAAUCUUUUAAAUCGUCCAGAUGGGUUCAUACAAAAUAUGACAUCAAGAAUAAUAGCAAAAAUGGCAUGCUGGAGUUCCGAUUUAAUGGACAAAUCUGACCUCCAUUUUUAUCUGGCCUGGUUAAAUGAUCAGUUAAAAUUAAAUAACAAUGAAUACAUGCAAUCCGUUGCACGAUGUUUGCAAAUGAUGCUUCGUAUAGACGAGUAUCGUUUUGCUUUUGUGUCAGUGGAUGGAAUAUCAACGAUUUUAAAUGUAUUAUCUGGAAGAGUUAAUUUUCAGGUUCAAUAUCAGCUCAUUUUUUGCCUUUGGGUACUUACUUAUAAUCCAUUGCUUGCAGAAAAAAUGAAUAAAUUUAAUGUGAUUCCAAUUCUCACCGAUAUUUUGAGUGACUCUGUGAAAGAAAAGGUUAGCAGAAUAAUUUUGGCAGUUUUUCGAAAUCUCAUUGAGAAACCUGAAGACAGUGAUAUUUCCAAAGAGCAUUGUAUUGCCAUGGUUCAGUGUAAAGUUCUCAAGCAAUUAAGUAUUUUGGAACAAAGAAAGUUUGAUGAUGAAGAUAUUUGUUCAGAUGUUGUUUACCUCAACGAAAAACUUCAAGCAUCCGUGCAAGAUUUAAGCUCUUUUGAUGAAUAUGCCAGCGAAGUGAAAUCAGGAAGGUUGGAGUGGAGUCCAGUUCAUAAAUCGGCUAAAUUCUGGAGGGAAAAUGCUGGACGGCUAAACGAAAAAAACUAUGAGCUUUUAGCCAUUUUAAUUGAUUUAUUACAACAAUCUAAGGAUCCUCUUGUUUUGAGCGUAGCCAGCUUUGAUAUAGGAGAAUAUGUGAGACAUUAUCCACGAGGAAAGAACGUUAUCGAACAGCUUGGAGGAAAACAAUUAGUGAUGCAACUCCUUGGACAUGAUGAUCCAAAUGUUCGCUAUGAAGCUCUGAUAGCUGUUCAAAAACUCAUGGUUCACAAUUGGUGA
This is a messenger RNA of Pediculus humanus corporis (human body louse), 1368 nucleotides long. RefSeq names its product vacuolar ATP synthase subunit H, putative. Gene Ontology annotation, biological process: proton transmembrane transport. Lineage: Eukaryota; Metazoa; Arthropoda; Insecta; Psocodea; Pediculidae. The transcript has 8 exons. Gene Ontology annotation, molecular function: proton-transporting ATPase activity, rotational mechanism; protein binding. The coding region runs from base 1 to 1368 and encodes 455 amino acids. Gene Ontology annotation, cellular component: lysosomal membrane; vacuolar proton-transporting V-type ATPase, V1 domain. The record is from RefSeq and is a predicted model, not a curated record.